AUGACUGACCACUCCAUCUCUGACGGGGUAUCGAUCGAUGUGGACCCCGAAUUCGAGAAUGACAGUGCCUACGGUGGUGAUGACUGGGUAUCAUAUCAAAGUCUCCGAAAUAAAGAAUACUGCCUUCCCUCAGAUGAACAGCAAUUCGAGGCAUACGAAGCAGGACACCUUGUGGAUCUCAUUUUGGACUCAGAGCGAGAAAAUCCACUUUUCCGCGCGCCAUGCGGAGAUGAUAAGGAAGCCCCCCUUCAUAUUCUAGAUAUUGGAACCGGAAUGGGCACAUGGGUUAUCGAUGUGGCCGAUAUGUUCCCGAAUAGUAUUGUUCGAGGCGUGGAUCUCUAUCCACCACCCAUAACCUGGAUGCCGCCAAACUGUACGAUUGAAGUAGACGAUGUGCUACAGGAAUGGACCUGGCGGGAACCAUUCGAUUUGAUCCGCAUGCGCAACAUGAUCGGAUCCUUCGACCAAGCGGAGUGGGAUCGCGUUUAUCAACAAUGCUACGACAAAUUAAAGCCCGGCGGUUGGAUCGAGCAGUACGAAGUUGGGCCAUUUGUUGAAUGCGACGACGGCAGUUUACCCGAAGACAGUGUGCUCUCGAAAUGGGGGCCCAAUAUACGCGGCUGUGGUGAGCGUGCAGGACGAACCUGCGAUGUCAUUUUCACAAUGGCGAAGAGUAUUCGGGAGAAGGGAUUCAUCGAUAUGCACGAAAAGAACUACAAGUGGCCCAUUGGGCCCUGGGCCAAGCAUCAGAAAUUCAAGGAGGCUGGUUUGCUGAACUAUGAGCAUUGGAUGUCUGGGAUUGAGGGGUGGUGUAUGUGGUUGCUUACCAAGUUUGGUGCGCCUAAGCCCUGGAAGAAGGAGGAGGUGGCGAAGAGGAUAUGGGCGCGCAAACCGUUUCCUGGCGAAGUUUCACAAAAUAUGAAGGCCACCACAGAGUCACCGCAGUCAAGACCCGUGACUAGUAAUGAGUGA
Penicillium cosmopolitanum is the source of this 972-nucleotide messenger RNA. Its product is annotated as class I SAM-dependent methyltransferase. The transcript is spliced from 9 exons. The record is from RefSeq and is a predicted model, not a curated record. The coding region runs from base 1 to 972 and encodes 323 amino acids. Lineage: Eukaryota; Fungi; Ascomycota; Eurotiomycetes; Eurotiales; Aspergillaceae.